Messenger RNA from Pygocentrus nattereri (red-bellied piranha), 2210 nucleotides. RefSeq lists its product as uncharacterized. The coding region runs from base 97 to 999 and encodes 300 amino acids. The transcript has a single exon. The record is from RefSeq and is a predicted model, not a curated record. Gene Ontology annotation, cellular component: bicellular tight junction; plasma membrane. Gene Ontology annotation, biological process: bicellular tight junction assembly; cell adhesion. Lineage: Eukaryota; Metazoa; Chordata; Actinopteri; Characiformes; Serrasalmidae. Gene Ontology annotation, molecular function: structural molecule activity.
ACCAAGACGCUGGAGAAGAACACACAGAGAGAUAAACCGAUUCUCACUGGAAAACCAUCUGAUUCUUCUCUAGUCCUUUCGAAGCCAUCAGCCGCCAUGUCUUACACGGCUGGCUCUUAUGCGGACAAGUCCUACGCUGGCCGCUCGUACGCGGAUAAGUCCUACAUGGACAGCACUUACACAGGCUAUGAUGACAAGACGGCCAAGACGGUGAUCGAGGAGCAGCUGCUGAAGGAGAAGAAGAAGCGGAAGGAGGCCAUGCACUGUGAGGUCGUGGCUCUGGUCAUCGCCUUCAUUGGCCUUAUCGGCGUCGCUGCAGUGACGGGUCUGCCCAUGUGGAAGGUGACGGCCUUCAUCCAGGAGAACAUCAUCGUCAUGGAGACACGCUGGGAGGGCCUGUGGAUGAACUGCUACCGGCAGGCCAACAUCCGAAUGCAGUGCAAAGUGUACGAUUCCCUGCUUUAUCUGCCGGCGGACCUGCAGGCGGCUCGUGGUCUCAUGUGCACCGCGGUGGCCCUCACGACCAUCGGAGUCGUCGUUUCAGCUGUGGGCAUGCGUUGCACCCGGCUGGUCGACUCCCGGCCUCGCGUCAAACAUAUUGUCCUGGUCACAGGAGGGUGCCUCUUCCUGGCCGGGUGCCUAGCCACCAUCAUCCCCGUCUCCUGGACGGCCAACGUUAUUAUCCAGGACUUCUACAACCCCCUGCUGCUGGACGCCCAACGAAGAGAACUGGGUGAAGCGCUCUACAUUGGCUGGGUGACGAGUGCCCUGCUCUUCAUCGCCGGAGUGAUCCUACUGUGUCGACAUGCUCCCCGCACCCAGGAGAAGGAGGACAUGAACUCAGUGCUGUACAGGGCUGGAUCUGCUCCCUACAACUACCAACCUGGAUACUCUUACCAACCAGCCUACACCGCUUACCAGCCCGCUUACGGCUACCAGCCAGCUUACAGCAUUCCACCACCACCAGGGUCUGUAGCCUAUAGCCGACCUGCAUACUGAUGACGUCAGAGCGCAGAGAUGGUCUCUGCCCCUCUUAGACUGAUGCACUGUGGACAUCUCUUUCACAAAUACAGGUUUCCUGCUCUGGUUUUUAACCUUUUUGAUGGUUGUCUAUUAAUUCCAUUAAUUUAUGUACAAUGCCCAUGUGUCAGAAAUUUGGGGACACCUAGACUGAAUCUCAAGUGUCUCCUUCCUCCCUAAAUAGUGCUCUAAUUUUGGCUUCUAUAGCCAAGUAGUGCAAUAAAUGUUCUAUAGAGAGUCUUUCAGCUUAUGGUUGGGCGAAGAAGCUUUUGACCUACUUAAGAGGUAGGGAGCCAUUUGAGGUCCAACCCAACCCUUUCAAAAUGUUUGUAAUACAUGUUUAAAUGUGUCUGCCAAUAUUAGUCCCAAUGCUGUCUUCCACAAAGGGCUCUUUGAGAGAUGCAAUAGAGGAACCGAAACAGAUUUUCACAUCAUAUGAAGUUUUUGGGUCACUUUAAGAGGUCUUCCUAGAACCUCCAACUUAGGUGAAGUUUCUUUGAACUUUAAAAGGUUCUUCACACCCACCAAUCUUGUUUAGAAAAAUGGUUCUCUAAGAAACCCACUGGUGGGUUUUGGGGAUCCAAAUGUUGGUGCUCAUAACACUUUCCGGCCCCCAUAUUUGGAAAUAAUGCCAAAAAUCAGGCUUUGGGAUAAAAGAGUUUUAAUAGUUUGGAUAAGAAAACUGAAAAUCAUUAUCAAAAAAACUUGCUCUUCAUACUGAGGAAGAUACUUUCAAGCAGAUAAGAUAAAUAAAAGCAGUAGACCAGAGCUUCUAAACCUUUGUGGAUUUUGUUUUUUUCAUUACUUGACAGUAACAGUGAAACUAAAACACGAGGUCCCCAGAUGUGAGAGGCGGUGUCUGUGAAUACGUUAUACUCCUAAUCUCUUAACUCUUGAAUUUUGUUUUGUUUUGCUUUAAAAUCUCAAUUUGAAAUGAAUGUUUUGAAAGGAUCCAGUGGUCAAGGAUUAAGGUUAAGAGCUGAUGCCUUCCGAGAAGAUAUACCCCAAAGAAAAUUCUACACGGACAAUGAACAAUGGAAUCUUGCAGAACACAACUUUCAAAGGACACCAUGCCAAAAUGGGCAAAAGUAAUGUUAUACUUUGAAAUGUAUAAUCAUGUUUCUUCUAGCACUGUUUCAACCAAUUGUUUGUAAUAAAAAAUAAAAAGAAAAGGAAAAAAAAUGAAGGUA